Heterostelium album PN500 is the source of this 5025-nucleotide messenger RNA. RefSeq names its product RNA polymerase I (gene rpa1). Gene Ontology annotation, molecular function: DNA binding; DNA-directed RNA polymerase activity. The record is from RefSeq and is a predicted model, not a curated record. NCBI's taxonomy places the organism in Eukaryota, Evosea, Eumycetozoa, Acytosteliales, Acytosteliaceae. The transcript is spliced from 3 exons. Gene Ontology annotation, cellular component: RNA polymerase I complex. Gene Ontology annotation, biological process: DNA-templated transcription. The coding region runs from base 1 to 5025 and encodes 1674 amino acids.
AUGUCAACUGCAUAUCAAUCAAUUAAGAAUGAAGUAUCAUCUGCUUCCUUUGCAUUCUAUACAGCAGAUGAAAUUAGAAAGUUGUCACAGAAGCAGAUCACCGAACCCGAGACAUUCGAUUUGCUUGGUAAUCCACAACCAGGUGGUUGUUACGAUAAAGCUCUAGGUACUUCUGAAGCUUUCGAAAGAUGUCAAACAUGUAAUUUACAUCAUGUUGAUUGUCCUGGUCAUUAUGGACAUAUCGAAUUGGCAGUACCAACCUAUAAUCCAGUCAUGUUCAAAGUACUAUUUAAAUUGUUACAAAAUACUUGUUUGAAUUGUCAUCGUUUCAAACAUGGAAAAGCAACUAUUGAUUCUUUGAUUCAAGAAUUGGAAUUGUUAUAUAGUGGAGAGAUUGUUAAAGCUAAACAAGUUAGAGAGAAUCAUUUGUUAAAGAGAUCGGCUAGCAGCAAAAAAGUUAGAAACGAAGAUGCCAUGGAAUUGGAUGAUCUCGACGAUGUCAAGAGUAAGAGCGCCGAUAAAAACUCAAAGAAAAACAAUGGAAAAGAUAAAGGAAAAGGAAAGGGUAAAGGAAAAGGAAAAGGAAAGAACGAUAGUGAUAGUAGUGAAAGUGAAAGCAGUAGCAGUAGCAGUAGCAGUGGCAGCAGCAGUAGUGAAGAUGAAAGUGAAUCAGAUAAAGAAGAAGAAGAGGAAGCCGAUAAGAUGGAUGUUGAAAUGUCGGAUAUCGAUAUUCAAUACUCUAAAUUCUUGUUGAAGGGAGGUAAAGUAACUCAUUUCGAAUCGAUUCGUCGUGAGAUUCUUCGUGAUUUCCUGGCGACUGGAUCCAACAGUGCAAUGUGCUGCGCCAAUUGCGAUGCCUACUCACCAGCCAUUCGUAACGGUGAGGCUGCUCGUUCCAAAGUCUUUAUCAUGCCACUCAAUGAGAAGUGCCGUAAGCACAAUGCAUCGCUCCUCAAGAAGGCCAAGACCAACUUCUCUUCGGUCGACCAACAAUCGCAAUUCGGAACAUGGUUCUCGCCAUGGGAGUUCCAAUCGAACAUCGCCGAACUCUUCAAGCGUGAAUGCGACAUCCUCAACCUGUUGUUUGGUUCGGUUCGUCCAGUCUUCAAGAGCAAGAAGUCCGGUGUCGAAUUUGUUAAGGAAGCAUCGAUUGAAUCGUUCUUCUUGACUGCGUUGCCUGUCAUUCCAAACAAGUAUCGUCCUUGCAAUGUCGUCGGUGGUAAAUCCACUGAGCACGGUGCCAACGUUCACUACAAAGGAAUACUUCGCGCCAACAAGUUGAUUCGUAAGCAAAUUGAAUCGUCCGAGUCUGACACUGCCAAGAAUAUGGUUACCAAUGUUUGCGAGCUCCAAUUCCAUAUCAAUAAUAUCUAUGACAAUUCGCGUGCUGUCACAGUCGGUGCCACUGCGCCAGCCGGUAUGAAGCAGGUACUCGAGAAGAAAGAAGGUCUCUUCCGUAAGAAUAUGAUGGGUAAGCGUGUCAACUAUGCUGCACGUACCGUUAUCUCACCGGACAUCUCGCUGGAAACCAACGAGAUGGGUGUUCCACAGUUGUUUGCCAAGAAGUUGACAUUCCCACAGCCAGUGACACCCGUCAACUACCAAGAGAUGGCGGCGGCCGUUAUCAACGGUGCCGACGUCUAUCCGGGUGCCAAUUUCAUUGAGGACGAACUCGGUAAUAUAAUUAACCUCGAGAAAGAGACACCGGAGAAGAGAAUCGCACUCUCCAAGACACUGUUGACCGUGCGUCCACAAGCACCACACGGUGCCAUCAAGAAGGUAUACCGUCAUUUGGUGAGCGGAGACUAUGUCCUGGCGAAUCGUCAGCCAACUCUUCACAAACCAGGUAUCUCUGGUCAUCGUGUUAAGGUACUCGGUAAGAACGAGAAGACACUUCGUAUGCACUAUUGCAAUUGCUCCACAUAUAACGCCGAUUUCGAUGGUGACGAAAUGAAUAUACAUUUUCCACAGUCAUUGCUUGCCGCAGCGGAAGUCCGUGAGAUUGCAGCCAACAACUUCCAAUAUCUCGGACCUCGUGCAGGUGUUCCAUUGCGUGGUUUGAUUCAAGAUCAUAUUCUCACCGGUGUUUUACUCACCAAACGUGAUACUCUCUUUACCAAAGGUGAAUUCCAGAAGGUACUGUACGCCAGUUGUUGGUCAGUCAAUACAAAGCAUCCAAUACGUACACCUCCACCAUGCAUUUUGAAGCCACAACCACUUUGGUCAGGAAAGCAAUUGAUCUCAGCCGCUCUUGAUCACCUCACAAUUGGCUAUGCACCACUCAACUUUACCGGUUCGUCAAAGAUCUCAACAAAGUUGUGGGGUAAGCACGGUCCAGAGUUGAUGCGUGACUCUCAUGUGAUUAUCCGAGAGAAUGAAAUGUUGGUAGGUAUUCUCGAUAAGAAUCAUUUCGGUGCCACUGGAAAUGGUUUGGUUCAUACUUGCUACGAGUUGUAUCACCCGGAUAUCGCAGGUCAACUUCUCACACUUCUCGGUAGAAUGUUCACCAAUUACCUGUCGACACGUGGUUUCACCUGUGGUCUCGAUGAUCUGUUGAUCAACAACAAAGAGAAUGCUUUCCGUUCCGAGUGUUUGGACCGUGCCAACAAGGAAGGUUUGCAAGUCGCUGCCAAGUUUGCUGACCAGCCAAGCUACGAGCGUGUCGCCGUCUCCAAGUAUAUGGCGGACGCUCUCCGUGAGGAGCGUGAGGUCGCUCGUCUCGACGGUAUGCUCAAGAAAGCACUAAACUCACACACCUCAAAGAUUAUCGAUACACUCUUGCCAGGCGGUCAACUCAAAGCAUUCCCAGACAAUAACUUCUCGCUGAUGACCAACUCUGGUGCCAAAGGAUCGGUUGUCAAUUUCUCACAGGUCUCGUGUCUGCUUGGACAACAGGAGUUGGAAGGUAAGCGUGUACCACGUAUGGUGUCCGGUAAGACACUUCCCUCGUACGAGCCAUACGAUGCAUCGGCAAGAGCCGGUGGUUUCAUUAUGGAUCGUUUCUUGACGGGUGUUCGUCCUCAGGAUUACUAUUUCCAUUGUAUGGCUGGUCGUGAAGGUUUGAUCGAUACCGCCGUAAAGACUGCUCGUUCCGGUUACUUGCAGCGUUGUAUCAUUAAGCAUCUCGAAGGUCUUACCGUGCAAUAUGACAACACUGUUCGUGACUCUGACGGAUCGGUAAUACAAUUCAACUAUGGUGAGGAUUCAUUGGAGAUCACCAAGCGUCAGUAUCUCCUCAAUUUCGACAUGAUCGCUCAGAAUUUCACUCUAUUCAAAUCACAUUUUGUCGAGGAUCUCAAGGAUAUUGAGCAACGUUGGAAUAGCAAGGCUGUCAAGGAGAUUCUUGAUUAUCAUGAGAAGAUUGCUUCUUUGCCAGCCGACAAACGUCCAGAUCCAGUGCUUUCAAAGUUCAACGUAACCGAUAUCGGUGUCACAUCAGAGUCAUUCAUGGACGAGUUGAAUAAAUAUAUUGCAGCCAACAACUUGGGAUUGAUAAAGACUGCCAAGAAUAAGAGUGGUAAGAUUCCAGAGCGUGAAUUCCGUCAGUUGAUGAUGUUGAAUUACAAUCGUUGUACUGUUGCACCCGGUGAAUCGGUUGGUUUGUUGUGCGCACAAUCCAUUGGUGAACCAUCGACACAGAUGACUUUGAACACAUUCCAUUUGGCAGGUCGUGGUGAAGCGAACGUAACUCUUGGUAUCCCACGUCUCAGAGAGAUUAUCCAGACUGCUUCAAGAGUUCCAUCGACACCGUUGAUGGAUAUUGUACUUACCGAUCCAACCAAUAAGGAAGCAACUGAAUUGAUGGCAAAGAAGAUUGAAUGGUUGAAGAUGUCAGAUGUUCUCGAUUGUGUAACUGUACACGAACAGUUGCGUGGUGUCGAUCGUUGCUACGAUAUCGUUUUGAACUUUAUUCCAGGUCUGAAGAAACUGUUGGAGAUCAAGGAGAUCACCGAGAAACAACUGCCAGAUAUCUUCCAAUUGUUUAUAAAGAAAGUUCAAACCAAUGUUAAACGUGCCAACUCUCAGAGAAAUAUCGAUAUUGGUCAAGGUCAAAAGAUGAAAUCAGAUUACUCUGGUGAGGAGUUUGAAGACGCCGAUGGAGAUGAUGAUAAACAAUCUGGUGCUGCUGCUGCCGAUGGUGAUGAUGACAAUCAAUCGAAUUCAACAACAGAUAACAACAAAGGAAAGAGACAAACACGUGAUAAUGAUAAUGAUUCUUCUUCCGCCAAAGAAAAGGAUAGAAAGAAGCAAAUGGCAAGUUACGAUGAAGCUGAUGAAGAUAAGGAUGAAGAUGAAGACGAAGAUGACGAUAAAUCAAGUGGUGAAGAAUCAGCAGACAACAAUGACAAUGAAGAUACAAAUGAAGACGAUGAUAAUGAAAAGACAUCAACUACCACUCGUGUAGAAUCAAAGGAUAAGACAUUCAAUUAUACAAGCUAUUCAUUCACUGUAUCGGUUCCAUCAAACAGCAAGAAGAUGUUGAUUUUGAACAUUGUCGAACAGGUUGCACUCAAUUUCAUUAUCAAAUCAUUCAAGGGUAUCUCGAGAUGUUUCAUCAAUGAAAAGACUCAAGGUGGAAAGACCGAAUACUCUAUUCAAACUGAAGGUGUCAAUUUCGAGGAACUCGCAUUGAUUCAAGACAAGAUCCAGAUCAACAAGAUCUACACCAACAAUAUCUAUCACGUUCUCAAUACCUAUGGUGUCGAAGCUUGCAAGAGUGCGAUCGUCAGUGAAAUCACCAGUGUUUUCGGUGCUUACGGUAUCACAGUUGACAAGCGUCAUUUGACACUGCUCGCCGACUACAUGACAUUCGAAGGUGGAUACCGUGCACUCAAUCGUAUCGGUCUCGAUAACAAUCCAUCACCACUUCAAAAGAUGUCGUUCGAGACUACAUGUUCAUUUUUACAGAAAGCUGCACUCCUUGGUGACAGUGAUAUUUGUGAGUCACCAUCCUCUAGAAUCGUUUUGGGUCAAGUUGUAAGAGGUGGAACUGGUUCAUUCAACAUUGUAACUCCACUAAAUUAA